This is a messenger RNA of Bacillus rossius redtenbacheri, 2976 nucleotides long. It is a transcript of the gene mmy, whose product is annotated as UDP-N-acetylhexosamine pyrophosphorylase. The record is from RefSeq and is a predicted model, not a curated record. Bases 263 to 1774 code for a protein of 503 amino acids. The transcript has a single exon. NCBI's taxonomy places the organism in Eukaryota, Metazoa, Arthropoda, Insecta, Phasmatodea, Bacillidae. Gene Ontology annotation, biological process: UDP-N-acetylglucosamine biosynthetic process. Gene Ontology annotation, molecular function: UDP-N-acetylglucosamine diphosphorylase activity.
CGAGGAGGCCGUGUUCGAAGUGGAACACAGCGCUGCUCAGCGGACGUGGCGCGAACCAGCGGACAGGUUCUGUGUUGUUUACUAUUGGCCUGAAAGUUGAAGUGACGGGCGAGGGGCGACGGCCAGAAGGUGGGAGGAGAUCUGGUGUGAUGUUGUUAAGUGUGGGAGCGGAGUGGGACGAUAAACAGUGCACCUCAGACCUCGCUACGUGGCAGGAGCCCAGCGCACCUCGCGCACACGUAACUUUUCCCCUGACAGCGACAUGUUGGACGCGGAGCUGCUGAAGAAGGAGCUGGCGCCUCACGGCCAGGAGCACCUGGUGCGCUUCUGGGGCGAGCUGUCCGAGGCGGAGCGCGAGCAGCUAUGCGCCGACGUGCGCGCCGUCGACGUGGCGGAGGUGGUGGAGUACUUCCGGCGCACGCAGGAGACGUCGCGGACCGACCAGCAGAAGCUCGACGACCGCAUGAAGCCCAUCCCGCCGCACAUCCACGGCUCGGCCGUGCGCAGCGGGCCCCGCGAGAUCGCCGCCUACGAGGCGGAGGGGCUGCUGCAGGUGUCGCGCGGCAAGGUGGGCGUGCUGCUGAUGGCCGGGGGCCAGGGCACGCGCCUGGGGGUCACCUACCCCAAAGGCAUGUACGACGUGGGGUUGCCUUCGCACAAGACCCUGUACCAGCUGCAGGCUGAGCGCAUCCUCCGACUGGAAGAGCUGGCCUACAGCCGCACGGGCCGGCGGGGGUCUGUAGCGUGGUACAUCAUGACCAGCGAGGCCACGAUGGAGCCCACCCUCCGCUUCUUCGAGCAGCACGCCUACUUCGGUCUCGACCGCAGGAACGUCGUGGUGUUCGAGCAGGGGCUCCUGCCGUGCUUCACCUUUGACGGUAAGAUAAUCCUCGAUGGCAAGAACAGGCUGUCUAAAGCCCCAGAUGGCAACGGGGGACUCUACCGGGCUCUCCGGGAGGAGAAGGUUCUCGAUGACAUGGAGCGGAGGGGCAUCGAGUACCUGCAUGCACAUGCCGUAGACAACAUCUUGGUUAAAGUUGCGGACCCGGUGUUCAUUGGCUAUUGCAUCAAGAAGGGGGCGGACUGUGGGGCGAAAGUAGUCGAGAAGACGAACCCCACAGAGGCUGUAGGGGUGGUGUGUGAGGUGGACGGGAGGUUUCAAGUGGUGGAGUACAGCGAAAUCACUCCGAUGACCGCAGAGCGAUGCAACAACGAUGGUCGCCUGACAUUCAGCGCGGGCAGCAUCUGCAACCACUUCUUCACGCGGCAGUUCCUCCGGCAUGUCGCCGACCGUCACGAGAGGAAGCUGCGGCUGCACGUUGCCAAGAAGAAGAUCCCGUACGUGGAUGCGAGCGGCCAUCGAGUCGUCCCGGAUAAGCCCAAUGGCAUCAAGAUGGAGAAGUUCGUAUUUGAUGUGUUCCCGUUCUCCGAGCGCUUCGUGACGUGGGAAGUGGACCGCACUGAGGAGUUCAGCCCGGUCAAGAAUGCAGACUCCACAGGGAAGGAUUGUCCGGCGACCGCUCGGAACGAUCUGUUUGCCCUCCACCGACGGUACCUGGAGUUGGCCGGUGGGAUGGUCACAGAAACGGAGGAAGACUUUGUGUGUGAGAUUUCGCCGCUGGUGUCGUAUGCCGGGGAGAAUCUCGAAGGUAGUGUUGCAGAUGCUAAGUUGCGGUCGCCGAUCGUCAUUUGGGCAGAAGGGGAAGUCCCAGCGAGCAACGGCACUGUGAACGGCACUGCUGGUUACAUCAAUGAAAUUCACGCUUAUGCUUGAAUAUUUUCGUCGAAAAGUUUCUGUGUGAUUUUGGCAAUCUUUGGAGAGCAGCUACUCAAUCAGCUAUUAUAAAAUUCCAGUGUUUUAAGACAGUUGGUUGCUGUAUAAAUUUUUAGUGUUAUAUACAGAUGUGCUGGAUUUAUCGAAGGAACACUGCUGUUAGGUAUGGCAUUGUGGACCAACGAGUAGUGUAGAGUGGUUGGCCUCUGCAUUAUGCCUCCAAGGCUGUGCCGGCUGGGAAGUGAAAGCUGUGAGCCGCCGGCAUCUCGUAAUGGCACGGCAUGCUGCCGACUCUUGCACAACCACGCCCGCCCGGCCCACACUUUUACUUUUAUUCCCCAUGCCCGACUGCCUUGGAUCAGCGCUGACUUUGUUACCACAUCCUCGCCAUGUGGUCUGCAGACCACGCUCAACAAACAGUAUUUCUUUCAUUUCAGACAUGAAUAUUUGCUGUCAUUCUGGUGGGGGAUGGGUUUGCUUUCUUCAAUUGCAUCUGUCUUUUAAUUAAUAAGCCUAUAAUGAUAUAUUUAUUUAGACAAAUCAUGUGGUGCAAGUGUACAGACCUUAAAAUUUUAUUUUUUUAACUGUCAGAUAAUUUUGAUGUCAUAUUUUAUAUAAUGGUUUAUGUAUGUACCUGCUUUUUAUUAUUGUUAUGAUUUUAUAAAAUAUUGUUUCAUUGUUUGCUGAUAAAUAUUCAUGAUGUCCUUGUAGUUUAUCAAAUUGUAAACAAGUUUCUUGUUAAAGUGCUGUGAUAUCACUGGAAGAGAAACUACUUUCUAAUGUGGUUAGAAAGUUUGGUCACCAACUGGAACACCAUACUUUCUGUCUCUAAAGUCAUAACAUUUGGCCUUCAGAAAAUUUUUGUUUUUAUUUAUUUUUUAAAAAGAUUUAUUAGACAAAUUUACUAGUUAAAAUGUUUUAGAAUGCAUAAGAAUUAUUAGAUAUUUGUUGAUGCAAUGUCAUAUUAUAUUACUGAUACUAAUUGUUUUUAUCAUUGAUCUAGAAUUUAUUUGUUGUUGGCUUUGUACUUAAAUUAUUAUGAAUCAUAUUUAAAUGUUAUGUAAAUAAAUCCCAGUUUAGGUCCUUCUUGCCUGUACCCAUUUCCUAGAGAUUACCCCAUAUGUGUUAUAGUAUUGCCCUUGUGUCCAUGUUUUAGGUACUAUUAUUAACUAGGGUUUUUAUAAUAAAGUUCAUAUCAUUAU